UUGGGCCGAUGGGCGCAAUUGAUGGAUUUAUAAAGCCGCCUUCUCAUUAAGCCAUGGCCACAAUCUCUCCGGUCAAAUUUCAUCUCCUUCCUCCCUCCUUCCUCCUCGUCCUCCCUCUAUAAACUCCACUGUUCAACGAUUCCUUUGCUUGAAAUCCACACAAAUUCUUCCCUCUCCUUGCCAUGGAAAUGGAAGUGGUGGUGCCGGUGCUGCCGAUGGACUUCAACUUUGAUAGUACUUGUUCUUCUCCUUACAUGACUGCUCCUUCCAGUCCUCAGAGAUUUGGCAACUUCUUCUUCAGUGCCCCCACUAGCCCCACUCGUAUUUCCUCUUUCUACAGGGAGCUUAAUGAUGUUUCUCUUGCCACUAGUUCUUCUUCCAUUCCUUUUGAUUGGGAAACGAAACCUGGAACUCCCAAAUCAAGAAAUGGUAGUCAAGGUAAUUUCAGCAGUAAUAAUGGCAACUGUCAUGAAGAUUUUGACGAUGAUGAUGGGGAUUUCGAGUUCAAUUUUAGUGGUCAGUUAGAGAGGACUUCUUUAUCUGCUGAUGAGCUCUUCGAUGGAGGCAAGAUCCGGCCUUUGAAGCCACCACCUGGUUAUGAUUCUUCAGUUUCUAAUGUUUCUUCUCCCAGGUCACCUAGAUCAAGAACUUCACAGAAGAAAGAUUUUGACCCAUUUCAAGCUGCCAUAGAAGAAACAAGAAGAAGUGAAGCUAAACAGCAAAAACAACAGCAGCAAAGAAAGCAUGCAUCACAGACACAGCAACGUGGAAGAGAAAGAAACGUCUCAGGUUCUUCUUCUUCUUCUGCUUCCAAGUCUUCGAAUUAUGUACACAAAGGAAGCAGAUCUUUGUCUCCUUUAAGAGUCUCCGAUCUCAUGCUCGAUCAAGAAGAGGAGAAUUCCCAGGAUACUAAAACAGUCACUCCAACAACCGGCAAUCCCAAAUCAUCUUCCUCCUCCACCUCAUACGCAUCUUCUUUCUUGUCGGCAAUAUCAUUUUCAUCCAAAGGUUACAAGAAAUGGAAACUCAAAGAUCUCCUGCUAUUCAGAAGCGCAUCAGAGGGAAGAGCAACAGGAAAAAAUCCACUCACAAAAUAUGAAGCCUUGUCCAAAAGGGAGGUAACAGAGGACGUCAAAAAUGCAAGUUUCCGAUCAACAGAAAGCAGCGUGGGCAGCUCCUCCAGGAGAAGAGCUCAGGUAUCAGCUCACGAAUUACACUACACAGUGAACAGAGCAGUUUCAGAGGAGAUGAAAAGGAAAACUUUUUUGCCAUACAAGCAAGGGCUACUGGGUUGCUUGGGUUUCAACCCUGGUGUGCAUGAGAUUUCCAGAGGUAUUGGGUCUUUGACACGUGGAUGAUCCAGAUCCCUCGAUCUGUUUCUACUCUUCAAGCAUUCAGCUCUUUCUUAUUCUUUUUUUAUGUUCAUGAUUUUGAACUUUAAUGGUUAUCUUGAUAUAUUUGUUACUCACGUUACAGUACAUAAAAAAUGGUGUCACCGUCCAUAUGAAAAUACACACAAUUGUAUCAAAUGCAUAAUCAAUAAGACAGAAAUUGUGUGAGAGAGAGUUGACUUGUGUUGUGCAGUUGUAGUUGAAGUUGAAUCUGCUUGUGGAAAAUGAAUUCCUAAGCACAAGACAUGUAAUAAGCUUACAAAAUAAUAAUGUGGUAAUAUGAUGAGCUACUGUCUCUGUAACAUUUCAAUUU
This is a messenger RNA of Manihot esculenta (cassava), 1704 nucleotides long. RefSeq lists its product as uncharacterized. The transcript has a single exon. Bases 183 to 1358 code for a protein of 391 amino acids. The record is from RefSeq and is a predicted model, not a curated record. Lineage: Eukaryota; Viridiplantae; Streptophyta; Magnoliopsida; Malpighiales; Euphorbiaceae.